AUGGCCGGCGCAGACUUGAUCGACUUCGAGGUCAUCGAGGGACACAAAGAGAACAUCCAAGCGCUUCCCAGUGGAAGAUCAGCAAAAGCAUUGGCAGCUUUGUACUCGCCGCCAUUAACCAGCGGACAACAACAAACAUCGCUUGCCAACGAUGCACACACCGAAGAGCGCAAAGAGUACGAAGAGGAACUCGCUCUGAUCGAGGAAGCCGACGACCCCCUCGACAUCUACGACCGCUACGUCAAAUGGACACUCGACACAUACCCCUCAGCACAAUCAACACCGCAAUCGCGAUUGCUGCCCCUGCUCGAACGUGCCACUAAGGCCUUUCUCUCAUCACCACAAUACAAGAACGACCCACGAUACUUGAAGCUAUGGCUUCACUACAUUCGCUUCUUUUCCGAUGCCCCACGCGAGACUUUCGUCUUUCUCAAUCGUCACGCUAUCGCAGAGUCGCUCGCACUCUACUACGAAGAGUUUGCUGCUUGGCUGGAACAAGCUGGCAGAUGGACGCAAGCGGAAGAGGUCUACAACAUGGGCAUUGAGAAGGGUGCCACACCGGUCGCUCGUUUGACAAGAAAGUUCAACGAAUUCGACCAACGCAACGCUGCUCGUCCUCAGGAUAUUCCAGAGCCAUCAAGUCCUGCUCUUCCAGUCGCCCGUGCCGUUUUGGGCGCAAAGAUUGACCCUUUUGCUGCUGCUCUAGCUGCGUCUACUCCACAACAAGCAUCCAAGCCUGCCGCGACCAAGAAAUCAAAGGCUGGAAAGAUGGCCGUCUUCGCCGACGACUCGCCGCAAGAUCAGAGCGCUUUCGGUACACCUGGCGAGAAGAAUGGAUGGGACAACAUCGAGUCAAUCCAGAGCAGAAAGAAGGAGAACGCCAUUGCACCUAAGCCAAUGGCAGGAGAGACGUUGAAGACGGGAAAGACAAACACAGGCGUGCAGAAGAUGGCCAUUUUCAGGUCAUCUUCUACUGUACGACAUGCAUACGAAUCAAGUAAACAUGCUUCUCAACGAGUCAUUAAUAUGAAGACGGGCAGACCUGAAUGUGUCUUUGUGAAUCUUGAAGCCGUCUAUCCAGAUCCGAGUAACCCAUCCGUCGAGUUCUGUUUCGAGGAACUGAGAGCCAGGCAUCGUGGCUGGCUGCAUCGCGAUUGGGCUGCUGAGCGUAGACAGACACGACCCGUUGACCAUGCACAGGACAACGCCUCGAACAAACAACAACCGCAGCCACAGGAGCAAAAACGUGGAUUUGCCAUCUUCAGCGACACGCCACCUGCCGAAAAGCAACCUGAACAAGAACGACCGACAAGUCAACGCGGAUUCCAAAUCUUCCAGGACGACUCGGAGAACAAGAAAUCGCCCGCACAAUCUUCACCUCUUACCAUCGACACAUCCCUCAAAGUCGUACCCAUCAAGGAUGAGAACGACGAAAACAGACCUCCCUCCAAGGCUGAUGUCGAACUUGCGAAAAAAAUGCGACGUGAGGAACGUGCCAACCGAACACGCAAGAUCAAGGUCAUGGAUGUUGAACAUGUACAAAAAGAGACACAAACCAUCAAGCUGAACCUGGACUCACCAUCCGGCAAGAAGUUACGGAAAAAAAGAGUUGCUGAACCUACAAUGACCAUCAACACCCGCGAGGCUAUGGAUGAGAUUUAUGGUAUUUUCAGUCAACCUGUUGAAACUGCUCAAGAAGACGAGGCCGAGGAGUCAGAAACUGAGGAUGAUAGCGACGACGACAGCGAUGCCGAUUACAGUAGUGAUGGCGAAGACACCACCACUGGCCAUGUUUCAGGAGCUGGAAGCGAUUAUGGUGAUGAGACGCGACGAGAGAUUCUGGCCUCUCAACAAUCAUCUCAGGAAGACACAACACAAGACACUGAAGAUCAAGAAGGUGACGAGGACGACAAGACCAAUGUCAGCGCUUGGUCUGACUAUGAUGACAGCAAACCUGUAACUGAAACUGCCGUCACCUCUGCACACUCCAAGGAUGGAGACGACUUGUCAACACCGAUAGAAGAGAUUUCCGCGCCGUUUGAUGGAGAGGACGGAGAGUCGAAGAUGAGAUACGUGCCGAUACCACCUGAAGGUUAUGAACCUGUCAGAUCGCAGUACCGGGAUCCUGUUCUCAUGGCUCAGAAUCGCCUUCCUUUCAUGACGCCUAUUGUUGAGCAUACCGAGUCCUCCAUCGGUGCGGCGACCAUACGUGCAGAGCUGGAAAAAGGCUUCAUAUCCAAGACACCAUCUAGACAAAAUCACAACACUGCCGAUAUUGAAGAGGAAGAGGAAGAGGAAGAUGAGGACGAGGACAGUCUCAUGAGCAGCCCAUUUCAAGUCCUCAGUGGGGCCGACCUGGAAAACAAGCGCAAGAUCCUGCAACCCAUCCGCACAAAGACGACAAAAGGCAUAGUAUCCUUGAACCAAGACGUAUCAUCCAAGCCAAAACCACUUGCUCUUCGUCCGGCUACAACGGUAGAGCCAACCCACAAAGGUCCAAUCAUCAAGGACCCUCAAAUUAACCCUGUGGAUCCGGAACUUCGUCAAAUCAUCCUGUCGCAAAUUCACCCACCUUUGAGCUCUUACGAAGGCUAUUACGAGCACAAGGACGUCCAACAUGCACAGACACCAGAGAUUCGCAAAUUCUCGAAAGCAGUUGGAAAAGGCAAGACGGCGACAGAGAAGAGCAGCGCGUCUCUACCUCCCGCACCGACCCUCAAUCUCCCGGACUCAUCAAGCACAUACACCCUGAAACGUGAACUGGGUGCCGGAGCGUUUGCCCCUGUCUACUUGAUCGAGAACAGCAACCCUUCUUCAACCUCAGAUGACAACAACAACAACAACAACAACAACAAUGACGAGAACGCCUCAGUAAUGGGCCAAGGUGCUUUCUCAGCAACCCAACGCCAUGCCCUCGAAGCUCUGAAGAUGGAAGAUCCACCAUCGGCCUGGGAGUUCUACAUGUUACGUCAAGUCCACCGUCGCCUCGGCGUCUCCCGCGCAACAGAAUCCGUCAUCCACGCCUACGAAAUGCACAUUUUCCGCGACGAAGGCUUUUUGAUUGAAGAUUUCCGCGGCCAAGGCACUCUUCUCGACUUGAUCAAUGUCGCACGUGCAGAAGCAGGAGGCACCCUAGACGAAGCACUCGCCAUGUUCUUCGCCGUCGAAUUGAUGAGAACAGUAGAAGCCCUGCAUAGCAAACAACUCAUCCACGGCGACUUGAAGGGUGACAACGUUCUAGUCCGUCUAGACGAUACCUCCUCGUGGUCAUCCACCUACGACCCCUCUGGCUCUUCUGGUUGGAAGUCCAAAGGAAUCUCUCUGAUUGACUUUGGCCGUGGCAUAGACAUGAAGGUAUUUUCCCCAGGUGUACAAUUCGUAGCAGAUUGGGAAACUUCCUCUGCAGAUUGUGCAGAAAUGCGCGAACUUCGCCCUUGGACCUAUCAAGUCGAUUACCACGGCUUGGCAGGAUUACUCCAUUCCCUGCUCUUUGGCAAAUACAUGUCCACCAUUGCCGAAAAGGGUGCAGGAGUAGGUGCAGGAGCAACCAAACAUUACAAAAUCAAAGAGGGCUUGAAGAGGUAUUGGCAGCAGGAGAUUUGGGCCAGUGCGUUUGAAAUGCUGUUGAAUCCUACCAUGUUUGUGGGGCAAGAGGAGGGAGGGGUGAUGCCGUUGUGUAAAGGGUUGAAGGGGUUGAGGGAGAGGAUGGAGGGGUGGCUGGUGACGAAUUGUGAUAGAGGGGUGGGGUUGAAGACGAUGGUUAGGAAGAUGGAAGAGGCUGUCAAGGCGAGGAAGAGGUAG
Molecule: messenger RNA, 3801 nt
Organism: Aureobasidium subglaciale EXF-2481
Lineage: Eukaryota; Fungi; Ascomycota; Dothideomycetes; Dothideales; Saccotheciaceae
Exons: 2
Coding region: 1-3801 (1266 amino acids)
Biological process (GO): protein phosphorylation; mitotic spindle assembly checkpoint signaling; meiotic sister chromatid cohesion, centromeric
Molecular function (GO): protein kinase activity; ATP binding
Source: RefSeq, a predicted model, not a curated record